AUGCUCCUCCCCAGAUCCCUCCGGGCCAACGCCUCAGACACCAUCAUCAUCAACAGCAUCCCCUUCAACCGCUCCGUCCUCUCCCACUACAACUACACCCUCUACCCAAACGGCACCCUCUCCAACGUCUCCGACUGCUACCUCGUCUUCGGCGACUACCGGCCCACCAUGUCCAACCACUCCUCCCUCAACAGCACCAUCUGGGACGGCACCAUCCUCAACGGCACGACCUGCUACGCCCCCAUCCGCAGGCUGGGCCCCCACGCCUCCCUCGGCAUGGUUUUCGCCCUGCUCUUCGCAGUCACCUUCAUCUUCACCAUGGGCAAUCUGCGGAAACACGGCCGUCGGCUGCUCUCGCCGCUGAACAGGCGGUAUGCGUCUAGUGGCCCCGGAAGACGGUUCAAGUGGUUCUGGAUGCUGCUCGUCGCGGUUUGCGGGGUUGUCGCUUGUUUCAUGGGCAUCGACGUUGACCGGGACUAUCUGCAGACGACCCCGUUGAUGUUGCAGGGGCUGUUUUAUACGUCGUUGACACCGGCUCUGAUGGCGGUUGUUUGGGAGGGGGGUCGUCAUUGGGCCUCAACACAAGAACGCCUCUCCAACGCCUCAAACCCCCGAUACACCCCAAGCUCCCACCUCCCCACGAAACAGGCAUUCUGGCUUCCAUUCCUCUUCUACUUCCUCGCCCUGCUCACCUUCUUCCUCACCGUCCCCCGGGAAUGGAGCCCCAUUCUCCGCCAGAAUAGUCCGCAGCAGCAAAUACUGCUCUCCAAGCCCCUCGCCACGGAUACCAGGUUCAAGGCGUCGGGUUUCACGGCUCUAGCGGGUGUAUUGGUUAUUUGCUAUGGUCUGUUGAAUAGUGUCUACCGACAGAUUCCUGCUGCGGUGGUACCGGGAACCGAGACAGAACACUGGGAAGAAGAAAAACACCAACAACCCCCCGCAAAGAAACGAUAUAGAUUUCCACCGUCCCAAUUUCUCCUCGCCAUCCUCCUCCUCACCGUGAAAAUAGCCUACGCCAUCGCUUCUGCGUUCAACUGGUCCAUUUCACCCUUGCGCUACGGCGUACACCCAGCCUACCUCUUCGGCCUGGGCUACACACCCGCGCUACUCAUCCUGAUCCUAUUCAACAUCUGUGGCUGGUGCGAGGUGAAUGAAGAUAAACUCGUCCUUGCACGACGCAGGAUCGAUAAUUACGGGUAUGAUCAUCGGUCUAGUGGGAAGAAGAGGAGUUAUUUUAGGGAUAAGGGGGUUUCUGAGGAUGCAGGUGUAUACUACGGGGGUGGUCAUCCGGUUGCUGGUGUUCACAUGGAUAGUCUUGGACACAGCCACAGUGGUACUACAGGCGCAAAUACUGAUCAGGAGGACCUGGAUCGUUACGUCGAGAUGGGCAUUUUGUCUCAUUCUCAUUCGCAUGCGAACGGAAAUGGUCAUCAUGAUGAUGACCACCACCAUGACCGUUCCCAAGGAGAUGACCGCUCCCCAGAAAGUGAAUGGGACACGCCCUACCCUCCCAACGAUCAACAUGGUCAUCACGAUCAGGAGGAAUACUGGGAUCAUGCUUCCGGUUCUUCACAUGGGAGCUGGUCGGAGACGUUGCAGGGUCAUUCGUCUGACAGUACGGCGUGGUGA
Monascus purpureus is the source of this 1629-nucleotide messenger RNA. Lineage: Eukaryota; Fungi; Ascomycota; Eurotiomycetes; Eurotiales; Aspergillaceae. The record is from the annotation of a GenBank genome assembly.